This is a messenger RNA of Lingula anatina, 1149 nucleotides long. RefSeq names its product cAMP and cAMP-inhibited cGMP 3',5'-cyclic phosphodiesterase 10A. NCBI's taxonomy places the organism in Eukaryota, Metazoa, Brachiopoda, Lingulata, Lingulida, Lingulidae. The record is from RefSeq and is a predicted model, not a curated record. Gene Ontology annotation, molecular function: 3',5'-cyclic-nucleotide phosphodiesterase activity; protein binding. Gene Ontology annotation, biological process: signal transduction.
AUGCGCGUUGAACGACACGGCGCUUGUUUCAAAUGUCUCCUUCGGUUCAGUAUUUAUAAUGAUUUAAAAAUGUCAGAUCCAACAAAGCGAGGACCAAAUAGAAGGUCUUUGCCUUUACCCGGGUAUGAUGCAGAGAAACUAUGGAGGAAACAUUGCGAAGAAUUGAAUUCAGCUGAGUCGGUAGCUCAUCUCACUCCUUGCAGUGUCCGGGAUUAUUUAAUACUGCACCCAGAAUUGCUGGAUGAGUUUGUAAAGGAAAAGGUGACAGCAGAUACCAUUCAGAAAUGGAGAGAUGGCAAAGAAUUACAGGAUAAUUGUUAUGCAUUUUGCAGCCAGCAAGGGCAGAAGUCUAAGUGCACUUAUGCAGACAGUGAUAUAAGCGCCAUUCAGAGGACACUGGCAGAGAGCACUGACAAGGACGACCAGUUGUUUUCUAAAUUAUAUGAGCUGGGAUGUGUAAUGAGAACAGCUUUGGCAGCAGACAGUUAUACCAUGUAUAUUUUGGGGGAACAUGGAAAUGAUGACCGUUUCCCUCAGGGUCUUGGUAGUGACCUCAGUGACACCCGCAGUGCCAUGUGUGUCCCCAUCAUGGCAGGAGGGGACUUGUUAGGUGUGUAUGAGUAUUCCAAAAAGUGGGACAAACCAGGAUUUACUGAAGCUGACAUGAGGGUGGUGGUAGCUAAUGUGAGCUGGACUGGACUUGCUGUUAGCCAGUCUAAGAAUUUCCAGACCCUGUGUAAGCAGUCCCAGUUUAAUGACUUCCUCCUACAAGUAUCAAAAGUGAUGUUUGAUGAAGUCACUACUAUAAAGCAGUUGAUAGGCACUAUCAUGUCCUAUGCUAAGGUUCUGGUCAAUGCAGAUCGGUGUGCAAUGUUCCUGGUGUCAGAAUCUGGCACAGAGAUGACUGCUGAGCUGUUUGAUGAAGGGAAAAAAGUCAAUGGGAAAUCUGUGUUCACUGAGAAACAAGAUAUCAGGUAGCCAGUUCUGUACUUAAAAGGUGUUUUUACUUAUUUUUUCUUGAUGGUAUUUUGGCCAUUUGUUUUUUCAUUGUUACUGCUCAUGCAAAUUUGAUAUUUUUGAGAAGUAUCUUUGUCGCCUACUUUUAAACUGAAGAUAAUUGACAGGGUGUUGUGUAUUGAAGAAUAGUGA